GGAGUACAUGGGAUCUGCUAGAAGCUGCCCCGAGCUCAUCAUCGAUGGCUAUCGCUGCCGCUCGUCGGCGCCUGUGGCGCGGGAUGCGAACUGCAGCCGCCGCCACCGCGUCAGGCGAGGAGCUGUACGGGUCCCUGCUCUCGCGCCUGGUGGCGGAGCCGGAGUGCCGCGUGAAGGCCACCAUGGAGGAGGCGACCUCCUCGGUCCCGCACCGCGACGGCGCCUUCUGGGAGCCCCUUGCCGCGGCCCUCCUCCGCGCCUCCUACCCAGCCAAGGCGCACCUCGUCUUGGAAUGGAAGCUAGAGAAGCUACUAAAGGAAGGGGUUAAUAGUCAUAAUUGUGAACCCUACUCGACAAUGAUCCAUUUCUGUGGAGAUACAAGGAAUGCAGCUCUUGCAAUGAGAGUCUUUGAGUGCGCAGAGGCACGGGGAAUUCAACUGAACACUGGCAUUUUCAAUGCUCUUAUUAACACUUUCUUGGCUGUCGGAGAUCUCCUUGCUGCAGUGACCUUAUACGAGACCAUGGAAGAAAUGGAGGACUCCAAACCUGACCGUGCUACAUACGAUGCAUUCAUAUGUGCAUUUUCGCGACUCCGAAGUGGCGAUGCUAUGAUGAGCUGGUACUUGGCUGCAAAGAAUGCAGGGUUUAUUCCAGGUAUUCAAGCCUUCGAAUCUUUGAUGGUGGGAUUUGUUCUGUUGAACAAGCUAGAUGAUGCUGAGUUGGUCUUCACAGAUAUGGUUUCAUUUGAAAUGAAGCCAACCUGUACUAUUUUGGAGGCCAAGCUUGAGGUGUUUUCUAGAACAGAAGAGGUUAAUAGGGUCAAAAGUUUCAUAAAACUUGUCAGUGAUGGCAACUGGGAGUUGAAUAAAGCUCUGGUUGACAGACUAACAAGACUAUGCCUGGAUGGAUGUGAAGUUGAUGGGAUGGAACAGCUGCUCGCUCUAAUCCAAACAGAAGCACACUUUAGUUCUGUAACUCAAUUGCAUUGUGAAAUUAUCAGAUUCUAUGCUAGUGCAGAUCUCUUGUCAGAUAUGGAACAUGCAAUAGACCGGAUGUUGAAUGACGGCAUGAUGUUUCUGUGCGCAGAGGAUGUUGAGGCUGUUAUCUGUUCAUAUUUUCGUCACAAGGCCUUUGAUAGGUUGGAGAUGUUUUUAAACCGCAUUCAAAGCUUGUACAUGCUCACCCGCUCUAGCUACGAUAUAUUAGUUGCUGGAUUUCGGAGGUUUGACUUGCAUCAAAGACUUGAGGCAACCAUAAAAGAUAUGAGGGAAGCUGGAUUUGCAUGAGGUUCCAAAGAAGUAUGUACACUGGCUUCCUUUGUUUGGUAUUUGCAGAAGUUAUAAAUAAAGUGCAUCAACACCAGAUCUUGGUGCCA
Messenger RNA from Hordeum vulgare subsp. vulgare (domesticated barley), 1375 nucleotides. RefSeq names its product pentatricopeptide repeat-containing protein At2g30780-like. Lineage: Eukaryota; Viridiplantae; Streptophyta; Magnoliopsida; Poales; Poaceae. The transcript is spliced from 2 exons. The record is from RefSeq and is a predicted model, not a curated record. Bases 45 to 1286 code for a protein of 413 amino acids. Gene Ontology annotation, molecular function: protein binding; mRNA binding.